UACCAUUAGUUAGUCUGAAUGUGGCUUGCACGAAGCACGGUUCGCGUUUGAAGGCGUCGGUGUCGUUGCGUUGCGUUGCGCCGUUGACUAACCCGUUUACUACUAGAUCGAUUGCCGAAACCUUCGCCGUACAUCAGAAAUUGAGUUAGAUAAUCUCGGUGUUAGUGUGAAUCAGAGUGAAACCACAUUUCACAGACGGAAAACAUAAAGUUUCGCAUAUCAGCUGCCAAAAAGUGGGAAAUCCCGGGAAAAAAGUUGUCGUAUGUUCGAGCCUCGACCUGGAAGGAUUCGUAGUGUCAGUAGAAUCGUAGCACCAGCUAUGGACUGGUUCUGUACACUCUGAAUCGGCUGCGAAGUCUGUUGAAACAGAAGGUCAAAUUCCACUACAGGAAUGUAAUACCAAGGCUUUGAUUGAAACUAAACUGACUGAGCGAUGGCAUUCGACCUAGGAUAUGACCUUGAUGAAGCGCUGAAGCGAGAAGACCUGUGCGUAGAUGAUCUGCAGUUACUGCGAACGCCACCCAUCGAGGGUGUUCCGUUGAAUAUGACUGAUAAGCAGCUGGCCUGUUUUCUGGAUGCGUGCAAAAAAAACGUUGAACAAGCGCGAAAAGUUAUCAAAAUUUACUACGAUGCCCGACGGGACGCACCGGAGUUGUUUGAUGAACGAGAUCCUCUAAGUCCUAAGAUUCAGCAGUGUUUUGAAAACCAAGAUUACUUCCCACUUCCGCCAACACCCUCGGGCUAUUCCAUAGUUUACCACCGAUUGAAUAAUCCAAAGGCUUCAAAUUAUAAUUUUGACAAUGCAGUUAAGACAUACUUCAUGCUGUUAGAUUCGUGUUUGUACACACAAGGACCAAGGCCUGGCUUGAUAUGUCUUUUCGACAUGAGCAAUGUAGGAUUGACACAUUUGCUACGAGCUAAAAUCAGUACGGUACGAAAGUUUUUCCACUACUUGCAAGAAGGGUUACCCGCGAAGCUGAAAGCUAUCCAUGUGUUGAAUGCUGUUUCCUUCUUCGACAAAGUUCUGUACAUUAUCAAACCAUUUAUCCAUGCCGAAAUACUGAAAAUGCUUUUUCUACAUCCUUCUAACGCCAAUUUAACACAGUUUUACGAUGAGUGGAUUCCUCGCAGCUGUCUGCCCUCGGACUACGGUGGAGAGCUGAAAUCUGUUGCAGAAUUGCACCAAGAGCACGUCGAAAAGUUCCGAUCGCUUCGUCCCUACUAUCUUGCUGAAGAGAACCAGCGGAACGGAAGCUCGGAGUUGAUAGAAGAAACGAAAGCCAAAAUGAAAUCACUGGAAAUAGAUUAGCAUUUUAUGUCGCUCACGGCUAAUUCAGAUUUCGAUCUGAUAGCUGUUGCAAUUAAAGCAUCCCGUUUAUCAGAUGACUUUGCGAGACAAAAUCAAAUCUGUUUGCUCUAAAAUUGAACAAUUUUUGUGAUAUUAAAUGGUAGCCAUUUUUCUAUACUGAGAGAAUUUGGGUAUGAAAUUUACUUCAUACAUGUAUAUUGUACAAUAAUUUACAUAAAAUCGAUGGCUAGUUCGCUAGUAGGUUGGAAAUAUGGUAGCGAAUAAGUAUUGGGUUCCGGGAUAGAAACGAAAAUAAAAUCGAAAUAACCAUA
This is a messenger RNA of Malaya genurostris, 1620 nucleotides long. RefSeq names its product alpha-tocopherol transfer protein-like. Bases 434 to 1309 code for a protein of 291 amino acids. Gene Ontology annotation, cellular component: membrane. The record is from RefSeq and is a predicted model, not a curated record. Gene Ontology annotation, molecular function: phosphatidylinositol bisphosphate binding. Lineage: Eukaryota; Metazoa; Arthropoda; Insecta; Diptera; Culicidae. The transcript has 5 exons.